Molecule: messenger RNA, 1625 nt
Organism: Aspergillus saccharolyticus JOP 1030-1
Lineage: Eukaryota; Fungi; Ascomycota; Eurotiomycetes; Eurotiales; Aspergillaceae
Product: putative ZIP family zinc transporter
Exons: 4
Coding region: 137-1504 (455 amino acids)
Biological process (GO): zinc ion transmembrane transport
Cellular component (GO): plasma membrane
Molecular function (GO): zinc ion transmembrane transporter activity
Source: RefSeq, a predicted model, not a curated record
ACAAACUACAAAUUCUUCUUGCUAGGCUAGUCAUUCAGAGGCACACUCAAGUAUCUGAGUGAUAGUAUCUGUGGCACCUACUACCAGGUCAUGAAUAGAGCGGAAGUCCUAAAUAUCCACGGGCCCCUAAACAAGAAUGAACAGAACUUCAUUAUGGGAGCAGGCUAAUAUUAGCUGUAUUGGCUUCGAAAAUACCAACAUGUUUGUUUCGAGUAUUCCGGAUACUCUUCUUCGAGCUGAGAUAACACGGCGAAACUCAAACGACCAUGCCGCAACCUGUGGUUCAAAAGAAAGAGGUGUUUACAAUACCAAAAUACACGUCCUAGCUCUUUUUCUUAUACUUGUGCUGAGCACUCUUGCAUGUUCAUUCCCUGUACUUGCCCGUCGAUUUCCCCGGUUACCCGUACCGCGCCGAUUUCUUUUUCUAUCUAGGCAUUUUGGAACAGGCGUGUUGAUUGCUACUGCCUUUGUCCAUCUGCUGCCUACCGCAUUUGUUUCAUUGACUGAUCCUUGUCUCCCUCGCUUCUGGAGUGAAACGUAUCGUGCCAUGGCUGGAUUCGUCGCCAUGAUAUCAGUCUUCGUCGUCGUGCUUGUGGAAAUGUUCUUUGCCCUGAAAGGGGCUGGUCAUCUUCAUGGGAGCGAAUAUGAUCAGCUGAUAAAUGAUGCUAGUGUAGAUUUGCCAACGUUGGACCUGCAUGAUGACUUAGAGGACGAACAAGAGCCUGCACAUAGUGUCAAUCCUGGUAGGCUUGGAGCAUAUCAUAGAGCAGAUGCGAUUCCAACAUUGUCGGAUCCUUCUCUUAGCAGCUCGACUGAUGGGCCGGCUCUGUCUAACUCUAGGAAUCACGGCAUGCCGACUGACUGUAUAAACCUCGCAAGGCCACACUACCACAAUACAUUUGACAGGAAGAGCGAUCGCAUUCAUCGACGCUCGUCCUCUAGCGAUCGACAUUCUCAUGCCGAUAUGCACCAAAGGACGAAUAUGGAGUCACCGAGACACAAUCCACAGCGACAAUUACUGCAAUGCCUGCUGCUGGAGGCAGGUAUCCUGUUCCACAGCAUCUUUAUUGGGAUGGCCCUCAGUGUUGCCACGGGCACAUCCUUCAUCGUCCUUCUUGUCGCCAUCUGUUUUCAUCAGACGUUUGAAGGGUUUGCUUUGGGUUCAAGGAUUGCGUCGCUGAUCCCUGACCUAUUUGCUCCAUCCUCCAUGAGACCAUGGCUGAUGUCGCUCGCUUACGGAACCACCACCCCUAUUGGACAGGCCAUUGGCCUGAUAUUGCAUAAUUUCUAUGAUCCAGCCAGCACUACGGGACUACUGAUGGUUGGUAUCACAAAUGCCAUCAGCAGUGGUCUUUUAUUGUUCGCAGGGCUUGUUGAACUUUUGGCAGAAGACUUUUUGAGUGAACCGAGUUAUGCAACACUUAGAGGUCGCAGGCGCGUUGAAGCAUGUGUCGCAGUCAUGGCUGGAGCUCUUCUAAUGGCAUUCGUUGGGGCUUUCGCUUGACUGGCUAAGAUCCAUCCUAAUUUCUUGUCAUAUCAGUCUCAAGUACAUAGCGCUUUCGUUCAAGGAUAUCUAAGAUGCAGUUCAUAAUUCCCUCUCCAUUCAAUCAUCUGGGACUUACCGA